Molecule: messenger RNA, 624 nt
Organism: Rotaria socialis
Lineage: Eukaryota; Metazoa; Rotifera; Eurotatoria; Philodinida; Philodinidae
Source: the annotation of a GenBank genome assembly
AUGCUUCUACACAGUUCAAACAAACCAGAUUUAAUCAUGAAAAGUAGUUGUGGAGAUCUGCAAAGUCGUCUUAAAGCUCGAAAACUAUUAGGUGUUGGCGAUACAGCAGGUUCAAAAAUUACUCAAAUACUUGGGCAUUCAGACCAAUUAAUUUUUCAACUACCACCAAAACUAGCCACAUGGCUACUUUUAACAACGACAAUAUUCAGUUGUUUUACUGUGAUGGGUCUACUUUGGCCGUCCUCGCUACGACUCAUAUUACUCGGUAGUUUUGAAUCAACAUUACAUCUUGCUUCAACUUAUGCUUUUUUGGCAGCAAUCCUUGGUUUAACACUUCGAUCGGGAGACAAAAAUAGUCUACAACUAGUUCUAGUCUCUCUUACUUUAUUCCAUUCAUUAUCAUUUUUUAUUUCUUUAUGGUUUCUUAAAACAAGUGAAAUGAAAUUUAAAUCAACGGCAUCACUUAUUUUUCAUUUAUUUUGCCUAUUAAUAAAUGCACAUUUCUAUCAAACAAUUAUUCGAUCUGUAUCAUUAUUUCGAUCAUAUUACAAGCCGAAAACAUAUUUUCCUUCAUUAUUAUCAUUUCCAUCAUCGAUUGAUAGUACUGGACAUGAUUCGUCUUAA